AUGAGCGAACCUUUCACUUGCAAACGUCGUGUACAUUUCCCACCCGAGGCAGAGCCCCAUCCCAAGGAGAUGAAGCCAUCCCGCGCCGUCGUGGAACGCCUGCCGUCGUCGUUGGAGCUCGUCAAGUCUGUAUGGUCCGAUGAGGAACACAAGACGUUGAAUAAUAGCGUUUUGCGGCUAAAUCUAUUCCAUCCGAAGCGAUCGAGGAGGAUCCUGAGGUCGCUGCCCUCUUACUUCACUCCGUGGUGA
This is a messenger RNA of Sparassis crispa, 249 nucleotides long. RefSeq lists its product as hypothetical. NCBI's taxonomy places the organism in Eukaryota, Fungi, Basidiomycota, Agaricomycetes, Polyporales, Sparassidaceae. The transcript has a single exon. Bases 1 to 249 code for a protein of 82 amino acids. The record is from RefSeq and is a predicted model, not a curated record.